GCUCAGGAAAGUUCCGGAACUGGCGAGAGACGCAAGGUUCCGAGUAAUUCAUCGAGCAUAGGGAGCGCACGAACUCCAAACUGUCAGGCUCUUCACCAGGUCCAAGAGGGAAGAAAAAGCAACACAUAGCAACACGUUUUUGUUAGGGGGAAGUCGGGGCAUCCCUGCACAUGUCCUUUUCGACAUACUGCGUGGAGACCUUUGUUGUGCCCCCCCUAGGCAACACAGCAGCUUGAUUCAAUUUCGAUUUGUCGCACUCGGGCUCCUGUUCAGCAGCAGUUACGAUUUCAAGUGCUACCUGUUAGCCUGACAUGAUGACAGCAGGACGAGCUCGACUACUCCCCUAUGUGUUUGCUAUUGGCGCUUGCACCUUCCUGGUGUCAACCUUGAGUUUUGUGUCGUCACCCGCAACGACAGUAGAACGCAGCCGGGCUUUGCGUGCUUUGCCACAGCCUGGAGCCAAGACUGAGGAGAAAAAGCAGGAGAGCAACGGGGGAGAGUUCAAGAUGCCCAAGCCUGACAUGGGCCUGAUGAACCGACAGGCCAGAGUUGGACAAUCCGUUGACCAAGACAGGCGUGGAAACAUGUGGUCUGUUGAGCCUGCAACAAGGAUUAGAACAGAUGAUGAUGGGGGCGAGCUGCUUCCAGCAGGAAUCUACUUCCCUAUCGUCAUUGUGAUCACCAUCGGCAGCAUCGUUGUCCUCGCUCAAGUGCUGGGCAACGACGCCCGCUUCGGUGGCAUGCUGGGCGACGAUGCUCGCGGCAUCAACGAGUGGGGCUAAGAACAUCCCCACAUUUGAGCGCUGCAGAAUUUCCGAACGAUUUUCAAUCUCACCGUGAGCAGUAGCAGUUGAAGGUAGUAGCACA
Durusdinium trenchii is the source of this 867-nucleotide messenger RNA. Lineage: Eukaryota; Dinophyceae; Suessiales; Symbiodiniaceae. The record is from the annotation of a GenBank genome assembly.